UCUUUUCUCGUUCCUUCGCUCUCCCUCAAGCUCAGGGGUUCACGGCUGUACACGAGGUCUCACCGGUAACUUGUAACAAUGGGCUUUGGUGAUCUCAAAACACCCGCUGGACUCAACGUUCUGAAUGAGUUUCUGGCAGACAAAAGUUACAUCGAGGGGUAUGUGCCCUCUCAGGCUGAUGUUGCAGUGUUUGAUGCCCUGUCUGGUGUCCCCUCUGCUGACCUAUGCCAUGCUUUGCGGUGGUACAACCACAUCAAGUCUUACCACAAGGAGAAAGGCAGCCUUCCAGGUGUGAAGAAGCCUCUCAGUCAGUACGGCCCUGCUGGUGUGGAGGACACAACUGGAGCAGCUCCUGCGGCGGCUGAUGAAGACGACGACGAUGACAUCGAUCUGUUCGGUUCUGAUGAGGAAGAGGAUGAGGAAACCAAAAAGAUCAAGGAGGAGAGGCUUGCAGCAUACAAUGCAAAGAAGGCAAAGAAGCCUGCACUUAUCGCCAAGUCUUCCAUUCUGCUGGAUGUCAAGCCCUGGGAUGAUGAAACCGACAUGGCCAAGCUUGAGGAGUGUGUCCGCAGCAUUCAGUUGGAUGGUUUAGUUUGGGGACAGUCUAAACUGUUGCCUGUCGGCUAUGGCAUCAAGAAGCUGCAGAUUGCCUGUGUUGUGGAAGAUGAUAAAGUUGGAACAGACCAGCUGGAGGAACUGAUCACAGCCUUUGAGGACUAUGUGCAGUCCAUGGAUGUGGCAGCCUUCAACAAGAUCUAAAACCCCACCGAACAAAGCAUUAUUCCAAUAAAAGCACUUCAAAUGCA
This is a messenger RNA of Sinocyclocheilus grahami, 806 nucleotides long. RefSeq names its product elongation factor 1-beta-like. The record is from RefSeq and is a predicted model, not a curated record. The coding region runs from base 79 to 759 and encodes 226 amino acids. Gene Ontology annotation, cellular component: eukaryotic translation elongation factor 1 complex; cytosol. NCBI's taxonomy places the organism in Eukaryota, Metazoa, Chordata, Actinopteri, Cypriniformes, Cyprinidae. The transcript has 6 exons. Gene Ontology annotation, molecular function: guanyl-nucleotide exchange factor activity; translation elongation factor activity. Gene Ontology annotation, biological process: translational elongation.